AUGGCUGAUGGAGAGGUCCAAUAUCCAUCAACUUCUCGCUCCUACAAAUUGAUUAGUAUAAUUUCUAGCAGUGCUAGUUCCACGGUUUACAAGGCCGAGUAUUCGAACACUGUGGUGGCAGUCAAAAUAAUUCAUCUUGAAAAAUCGGGUUCAAAUUUGGAGAAUGGUUUACGUGAUGCAAGAGAAGUCUCACAUGAAAACGUCCUUACUGCCUACUGUUUCUUUAGAUCUAAUGAUUGUAUUUGGGUGAUAUUGCCAUUCAUGUAUUCUUUAACAUCGAUAAAAGAUUAUUUGCCUCAUAGGUUAAACGAGCAACAAAUUGCCAUUAUUUUGAAACCAACACUAACGGCAUUGUCUUUUCUUCACGGACAGAAUAUAUUUCACAGAAACUUGAAGCUAUCUAAUAUUUUGAUAGACUCGAAUGGAUCAGUUAAAAUCUCUGACUUUGGUACCUCGAGCUCAAGUUCCAAGUAUGUAAAAAGCAAAAAGUCAGUGUUAUAUUGGAUUGCACCAGAGGCAAGAAACUCACGACAACGUAAUAAUGACAAUGCUAAGGCUGAUAUAUGGAGUUUUGGAAUUUGCGCAUUAGAAUUAUUUCAUGGUGGUCCUCCUAUAACUUGCCUCCCUAAUUCAAAGCCUUUGCUACAACAAAUUAGAGAAAGGAUUGAAUUGCCAGAUGGGUAUGAGAAUUAUAUUACAAAUCCAAGAAAAUUGUCCGAAAAAUUCUGUGAAGUAGUGAAGAGUUGCUUGAGUCCAAAUCCUGAAAGCAGGCCCACAGCCAAAGAAUUGCUACGUUACCAAUUUUUCAAGAAUCGCAGGAAUAGUGAGGUUUGUCUCAAAAAACUGGUGAAUGAGGUUGAAGGCAAGGUUAGGGAGAUUAGUGAACCCAAUAUUACUUUGGGCAAAUUUGAUGAAACGUUAGGCUUAUUAAAAUCAGGUGGUGGAGUUGAUGAUAGAAGGGUUACCAUGCAGAUUCAAGUACCUUCUCAAGCACACACUGAGAAUAUUGAGGCUGAUGGUAUGGUUCAUAGGGCAACUAAGCGAAGUAGAGUAGUACACGCUAAUUCCACUCAGAAUAUUGAGUCUAUUGCUACAAUUGAUAGGGUUACUCAAACAAUCAAUGAGUCAACUCAAGCAAAUGUAGGUCCUAGUGCCAAUGGACAUGUAAAUGUGGGUCUUCAGUCUGAAAUUGUUGAACCACCCAAUGGGUCAACUCAGAAUAUUGGGACUAAUGGAACAAUUGAUAGGGUUACUCAAUCUCAACAUUUUCAAACAAUCAAUGAGUCAACUCAUGUAAAUGUAAGUCCUAGUGUCAAUGGACAUGUAAAUGAGGAUACUCGGUCUCAACUUUAUGAACCACCCAAUGGGUCAACUCAGAAUAUUGAGACUUAUGGUAUAGUUGGUAGGGUUUCUCAAUCGGGUCCUAGUGAUAAUGGACAUGUAAAUGAGGGUACUCAAUCUCAACCUUUUCAACCACCCCCUGCAUCAACUCAGGAUAUUGGGACUUAUGAUACGGUUCGUAGGGUUACUCAGCGGAUUGGAGCUGGUCAUGCUAGGAUUCCUACAUCUCGACCUUCUCAAUUACCACACGAGUCAACUCUAGUAAUUAAGGGUCCUAGUGGCAAUGGACAGGUAAAUGAGGAGGGUCCUCACUCUCGACCUUCUAGACCAGCCACUGAGUCAACUCUGAGUCCUAGUGCCAAUGAGACCAAUGAGGCUAUUACUAUGGACUACCCUGAUGAUCCAGAUCUAAUUUUUCAAAGGAUUUGGCUGAGAAAUUGGGAUGAAAAGUUAAAGUAA
This is a messenger RNA of Quercus lobata, 1800 nucleotides long. RefSeq names its product serine/threonine-protein kinase 24-like. Gene Ontology annotation, molecular function: protein kinase activity; protein serine/threonine kinase activator activity; ATP binding. Lineage: Eukaryota; Viridiplantae; Streptophyta; Magnoliopsida; Fagales; Fagaceae. Gene Ontology annotation, biological process: protein phosphorylation. The transcript has 6 exons. The record is from RefSeq and is a predicted model, not a curated record. The coding region runs from base 1 to 1800 and encodes 599 amino acids.